AUGUGGGAAAGUCGGAAACGCGCUCUGCAGUCCUAUUUCGACCAGAUGCUGAAGAUCAUUGACUUUAAUGUUACCGCUGAGGAAGGUAAUGGUAGUUUAAUGAUAACUGUCGCCAAGCUUGAUCAGCUAUAUGAUUGACUCUCGCUUACAUUCUUUUUUCUUUCUUCCUUCUCCUUGCUUUUCUAAGAGUUUAUCCAAGUGGCGCAGAGUUUUGAUGUAGCAAGAGGACAGUGGCAGAAGGCUGAUCAGGAAUUAAAGGAAAAACGAGAAUUCUUGAUAAAAUGUGAAAGUGAAAGGUCUGCGCUACAAGUGAUGCUUAAACAUGCCCGCAACCAGGUGGAAGUGGAGAUGAGGAAACGCCAAAAAGUUGAGGUUGAACUGGAUAAAGUGGUAAUGCCCAUAGAGCUACUUGGUGUAAAUAGAAGCAUGUGGUACAGAAAAUGUUAGAUUUGAUUUUAGGUGGUUACGGCCAUUAGCUGCUUCUGCAUACCAAUCAUAAAUACAGCCUUUCAGAUGUCUCCGCAAUUGGUAAAUAUUCAUCAAAACAUUUGGUUAAAGGGACACUAUAGUCACCAAAACAACUUUAGCUUAAUGAAGCAGUUCUGGUGUAUAGAUAAUGCCCCUGCUGUCUCACUGCUCAAUUCUCUGCCAUUUAGGAGGUGUGACUAAGGAUGUUUAUGCAUCCUUAGUCACACCUCCCUGCAUGUGACUUGCACAGCCUUCCUAAACACUUCCUUUAAAUGUGAUCUAAUGUUUAUGCUUUCUUGAUUGAAAAUUCUGCAUAAUUUAGAAUGUCUUAUCCCCUGCUCUGAUUAUAGCUUGCUAGACCCUGCAGGAGCCUCCUUAAAGUUCACUUUAGAGAGCAGGAGAUACAAACUUUUAAAUUUGAUUGAAAGUGAAACUACUUUUUUUUUUAUUUAUUUUUUAUUAAUUUUUUUUUUAAUCCGGCUGUGUCUGUCACUUCCAGGGGAGGUGUGGCUAGGUCUGUAUAAACAGAAACAAAAGUGAUUUAAUUUCUAAAUGGCAGAGAAUUGAGCAAUGAGACUUCAGAGGCAUGAGCUAUACACCCAAUCUAGUUCAUCAAGCUGAAGUUGUUUUGGUGACUGGCUUUUUUUGUGUGUACACGUCCGCUCAGACUGAGGUUGGGCACAGGGUAAUUGUUACCAGGAAUUGUGUGGAGGGAUGUCUAACUACAGGUUGGGCAGUUGAGUUGAAAAACACAAGUGAUUGGUCUUAAAGGGAUAUACAUGGCUAUAUUUAAUCCAUUUCUUAAUGCAUUAUGCAGGUUACAAAUAUGCAAAGUGGUUAAAGCUACAAAUCACAUUUAAGAUGACCUAGCUGCAUUUGCUUCAAAUCCCCACACCAUGCAGCAUCUGAAGUAAAUUCUCACCAACCCACUUAUUUGUAGGUAAUGUUGCUGAGCUUAUCUCUUAAAGGGGCACUCCAGGCUCCCACACACGUUCGGUUAACUAUUUUAGGGGAUUGAGAUCUUGUAAAGUUUGUUCAUGUUGCAAAACCACAAAACCAUUAUUGGUUAUAAUGUAACACUUGAUUACAGUGUUUUUCGAUAUUUUUUUUUUUUUUUUUUUUUAAUAUUUCCUUUUAAGGAACGUCAACUCCUGCUGAUUGGCGAUCUUUUAAAGACUGACGGUCAGGCAGUGGCUCCCCUCAGCGAAUCUGUGUUGGCCUUCUUUGGCAGAACCAAAGGCAAUGCUGCAACGCAAGAUGGAAACAGGUUUAGUCUAAAGAAUUUACUUUUCUUUAAGGGAACGGUUAUAAUCUUUGCACUUGUAUUUUGCCAGUUACCAAAAGCAUCAUGUUGACCCUUUCAUUUUUUUUCCCUUCACCCAUCUUUGUGACUGGCAUGCCCACCUUAAAGUACUUUUCUCCAUACAUUGUAACCUUUUAAAGGAACACUCCAAGCAUAAUAGCCACUACAGCCCACGGUAGCAGUUAUGGUGUCAUGAGUGCCAUGAUGCCCUCACAGAGAAAUUUUUCAAAAUAUUUCAGAAUGGUUUGACAACUAACCUGGGUUCUGGGGGGCAGCUGCACCUCAUCUGGCUUGUCAUGCUGGAGGAGAUAAUACUAUCACCGAGUGGAACUAGCUCCAAUACAGUGGAGCACUUUAAAUUUCACAAUGAGAAUCUGGAAAGCAGGAAUCUGGAUGCGCAUGCCUGGCAGGACCCAGACACAUUAAACUAGGAAGGAACCGGGACACGUCUGGCACCAGAAUCACUACUAUGGGCUGCAAUUGUUCUAGUGCUUCUAAUGUUCCUAUAAACUAGAUCUAUGCUAGAACACUCAGCUGAAGGAUAGGUGGUUGUCUGCGAUAUAGGAUGCUCUCCCAUAUUGGCAUCCUGUGCUGCUUAGUGCGCAGUGUUGUACCGGGCUCUUUAGCGUCCUGAAACUGCAUUGUGGGAGCAUGUCGUUGUGUGCACACCUAUGACAGCUGCUAUAUAUGUUUGUUACUGGUGCACCAUAACCUAAAAUCUCCCAAAAGUAAUGUGUAAUCUCCAAUUUUGUUAGUACUUUGACAAACACAUGUAACUAUUAAAUUGUGUGCCCUAUAAAGUUACUCCCUGUUAAGUAAUACUUCUUGACAAGAACAUAUAGAUUUUAGGUGUUUAUUUUUUUUCGUUUAUCUUAUUUUACCCCCUCUGUUCCAGGACAUCAAUAGUAGAUGAUUCUUUCCUGUCUUAUUCUGGCAUUAGCUAUGACCGGACGGAUGAUGAUUUGGUAAGAUAAGAUUGGACUGUUCUUCACGAUCCAUUGAGCCUCAUUCUAGUUUUGGUUCUUUUUAAUCGUAAGCGAAUAAGGAGGGAGUAUUUUUUUUUUUUUUUUUAAUUAUUAAUUAUUCAGCAUUAUCACAUCCCAGCCACACUUCAUGUCUACACUGAUCUCUGCCCCUUGACCCCCCGCUCCCCAUAUCUCAUGUAACAACCUCUUCUACUGCCUUACUGGUGUGGCUGGACAUUCUGGGGUCUUAGAAGAGAAAAAAAAACAGUGCAUUACAUACACUAUGCCCUUGCUCUCUUCACUCUUCUGACAACGGGUUUAUAUUUAUUAAUAAAAUAAAACCACAAAAUCUCAUUCCAUCCAAUUUAAAUGCUAAUUUCUGUCCCUUUCGGUGUAACUGGGAGUCUUUCGCUGAGCGUUCAGCCGAGAAAGGUCCCUGUGGGGAGCCUUCUCCCCCCUCCUCCACCCUGUUUAGCUCUCCCUCCCCUGCUCACACAGUGCUCCUGAGAAUACAUCCUGUUUGUAAUUUGCUUUCCUUAAUGCUUUUGAACCGUCCAAAGCUGCCAACGGUGUCUCCCAGAGGCAGCAUUAAUAUUUAGCUGGUGAGAUAGCACUGUUGUCUAGUGCACACAGUGGUUAGGGGUUGUGUCACACGUCCAGAUCUUUUACACAAUGUAUCUUUGUUUUAUCCUGGGAAAUGGCUUAAUUAUUAUAGCAGUUAGGUUGGCUGAGCACCAUGGGAAAUGAAGUCCACAGAGUGCAAGCUUUACUGACCUAAAGAUUGCAUUCCUUCACUCCCCCCACACACCAGACUUUUUUUAAUGCCCUGAAAUCUAACCAGACACUCAGAAUUAGGCGUAAAGUCUGUGUCCUGUAUGCUACUAACUUGUUUGUUUCACAGAGAAGAUUUAAAAUAUUCUGCCCAUUUCAUGGAUGAUAGCAUCGCAGUCAGGCAGCACGGUCCCUAAGAACUAUGUUUCCAUUUAGAAGCCAUAGGGCUGCUUUAGACUGUAAGCAUGUUUUGAGACUUUGAUAAAUGUAUUUUAUUUAUUUUUUCUGCGUUUUCAUUUAAAAAAAAAAAAAAAAAUUUCUCCACCCCGUUCUCUCUCAGCCACCUCUUUAUUUUUGGAAGUGUGUUUGUAUAUAAUCUGUUUUUUCCAUUCUUUAGGAUCUGGAUGAGCUUCCAGGCAAACCCUACAAACAAAAACCUCAAGAAAGAAGGGUGAGUGUUAAUGGCAGGAGUGGGUUAUUCACUAAACAGUAAGGAGACAAAUUUAUGUCAAUCUCCAAUUGUCUUUAGGGAGUUUGACUGUUUGGAUAUACAGGGAAGUUUUGUAUUGUAAAUCAAUGCAAUUAAUUGGAUCUUCCUUCUAAUUGGGUACCGAGAAACUUGCUUUUUUUUUUUAAUAUCACCACUGUUGAAUAAUAAAAAUAUGCACUACUUAAAUGACAGUCUAUUAAUAUUCGCAUCCCUUCCUGUCCUCGCAGACUCUGUCAUGCCAGUAAAUGAGGGGGUCAGGUGUUAUUAAUGCAAGGGAAGGACUGAACUGACUUCAUUUGUCAGCAAACUACCCACAAUUAAGUUCAUUAUUUGGAUACGAGGUUCCUGUAGGUUUUGCUGAAUCUUUCCAUACAUCGCCAGCUCGGUUUCAGGGAUAUUUAUUUUCUCAGCUCUUGUCCGGCUGCUGUGUGCCAGAGCCCUAUAGCCAAUGCUUCAUAAAAGACCGGGUAAGUUGCUGGGGAGUCCUGCCAGCCAUUAUGUUUAAAUGGAAACAAGUUAGUGCUGAAAUAGCAGACAGCGCUGCUAAGUUUAUCUGAUGGGGUUCAUGCUUGUAAAGCACGCUGUAGCAUGCACUCCUUUGUAUAACAAAAAUAUACAGGUAGCGCCAAGAAAAGUACUCCAAACACCAUAGUAUAUAAUAAUAAGAGCAAUAAAAAAAAACAGGAUAUAGAGAGUCCACAAUAACACUUGAAAGAAUAAAAAAUACCAAAUGGUACGGCACAGUCCCUAAGGUUGCAAUAGAUCUUAAGUCCUGGUAUGGGACUUUCUUGGUAGCUUCGUUUAAUAGCAGUAUAUGAAAAGGAAGCAAAAACAGAGGCAAACCAAUAGUGCAAUAUGGGAAUACGGGUAGGACAAACAACACUUGCAUAAGAUGUCAACUCACAUAUGGUAGAGCUAUAACCAGCUCUAGGUAAAACAGCAUGCAGUGGUAUACAAUCCUCACUUGCAGGAUAUCCCUCUGGUUUUGGUACACAGUAGAAUGAUGGUAAAUCACAAAAUAGAGUGAGCAGACUAACUGCUCUAUGUAUCAAGCCUGGGUUGUAUCCCUACCAAGGAUUUCUUUGGUUGGUUGUCCACAGUAGGUCAUCGGUCCAGAUGUCAGGUAAAAGUAUAAAAAUAAAUAAGUUCUAAAAAUAUAUUGCUAAAAGGCAGGUAGUGAGGUAGCCAAAAUACUUUAUUUUAACAGCAGCAUAAAAAAACCACAACGUGUUUCUCCCCUUAGGACUUUCUCAAGUGGUGAGUGUUUUUUGUUUGCCACUUGAGGAAGCCCUAAGUGGAGAAACGCGUCCUGGUAUGGGACUUUCUUGGUAGCUUCGUUUAAUAGCAGUAUAUGAAAAGGAAGCAAAAACAGAGGCAAACCAAUAGUGCAAUAUGGUAGGACAAACGACACUUAGAUAAGAUGUCAACUCACAUAUGGUAGAGCUAUAACCAGCUCUAGGUAAAACAGCAUGCAGUGGUAUGCAAUCCCCACUUGCAGGAUAUCCCUUUUGGUACACGGUAGAAUGAUGGUAAAUCACAACUGGGUAACCAUGUGGUAGAUAUGGAAUGACAAAAAAGCAGCCAAUAGUGCUCUCUAUAUAGAUCGGUAAGUUUCAGUUGUUGUUCUCAUCGUUAUCCAGAUGUGAUUUACCAUCAUUCUACUGUGUACCAAAACACGUGUGGGGAUUGCAUACCACUGAAUGCUGUUUUACCUAGAGCUGGUUAUAGCUCUACCAUAUGUGAGUUGACAUCUUAUCUAAGUGUCGUUUGUCCUACAUGUAUUCCCAUAUUGCACUAUUGGUUUGCCUCUGUUUUUGCUUCCUUUUCAUAUUCUGCUAUUAAGUGAAGCUACCAAAAAAGUCCCAUACCAGGACUGAAGAUCUAUUGCCACCUACGAGACUGUGCCGUACCAUUUGGUAUUUCUUAUUCUUUCAAGUUUUAUAUCGUGUGUUUUUAUUGCUCUUAGUAUAUACUGUUGUGUUUUGGAGUAUUUUUCUUGGCGCUACCUGUAUAUUGUUGUUUGACUUGUUCUAGUUUUCUUGGGGGUUGGAGGGAUUCCCCUAUUAUCAGGUGUGCUGCCUCCCAUCCUAGUGUGCUUAGUUUUAGCGCUGCUCUAUUCCUUGUGCAGUUUUGACUCCUUUGAAUAAAGUGUUUUAUCGUACCUUGAAACACAGACCAUGUAAAGGUAUAUACUUUACAAAAAGGUUGUCCUAAGGAGGGAAUAGUUAACAAUUGCUAACUGAUCUCAACCUGUCUUCUCCUUUCCUGGUUAUAAACUUGCCUCCUUUCAACUGCCGUGGAGAGAGUAGCACCAACCACAGCACACUCUAAGAUGAAUGUUAUUCUUAACCUGCAGUGCAUAAACAACUGCAAAUUCUGACUUAUGUUUGCCCCUUUUUAACACAAGAUGCAGCAUAAGGUGCAGAUAAAGCUCCCGUUUGUGUAUGUUGCAUCAAUCGUUGAUUACUGCAACCCUCUAUUCAUCUAGGUCAUACUUUUUUACUUUUGUGAUAGACUUACUAGCAGCUCUUCUCACACCUCCCAACUUAUUUAAUGUUAUGUUUAUUUCCUAUAUUCUUCAUGGUUCAACUUCAAAAUCCUGUUUCUCGUCUACAACACUCGACACAAAUGUAGCACAGCUCAUACUGGCCCCCAUUCUGCCAACAACAUUUGACCUUCCAGAGUUCUCAUCUCUACAUCAGGCACCUACUUACAAUGCUGUAUUUCCCCUUAGCCCUCAUUAGCUCUUAUUACAUGUGUCUGUUUUCACAUUUUGUGUAUUCAUUUUAUAUUGUUUCAUAACAUGUUAAUGCAUUUGUACAUAAUAAUCUGGAUGUAAGCUCCUGUGGCUGAACGUUCUAGAAUACCGCCGUCAUCAGCUGUAGAAUCAACGACUGUCUGUUUAUGGUCAAAGGUUAACAAAAUAUGGUUUAUGAGUUGAUUUCACAAAGUUAUCCUCAUGUCCCUGUCUUUCAGCGUUCAUCUCUGGCCCCAGUGAUCGCUCCACUCCUGAAAAGGUCCCGUCAUAGUGUCGCUACGGCUAUAGUACCUGACAAUGUAAGUGUGUCCAUCUGUGCUAAUAACGCCACAUCAUGUGCCUGGCAUGUACUGUGAUCUAUAGGCAGGUCAUACUUAAUGUCUGCUCAGAGUGAAAAUAUUCACAUAUCAGUAUGCGUGUGUUUAUUUAUACUGUGUCCCAGUCACACUGUAAAUUAUUGCCCUUUAAUUAAGAGAUACCAUAUUAAAUUAAUUAAACUAUUCCCAGACUGCUUGACAAAACUGGCUAUCCAUAGAUUACUAGUAACAUCACCACUACACUGAACGGCUAUCCUCUUUAUAUUUUGGUAAUUGGGAAGACAAUAUUGGCAGUGUUGAGAGUGUUUUUUGUAUAGUGUGUCCUGACAUUAAUACUUAUGAGUGCUAUAUCUACAAUGAUGCUUAUUAGAACCCUUUAAAGUGGAUCUGUUCCUUUCAGGAGUCUUUGCACAUUUUGCAAAUACUUUUUUUCUUGUACUGCUUUUUUGGUGGUCUUUUUGACUUCUGGUGAUUCAUCUGCAAGGAGCUGCGUUAGUGCUGUACGUUUGCGCAUGUGUGAGAGUAGAACACUGAGGAUUAUGGAGGAUACCGCAAGACCAUGGGAGUUUUCAUAGAUGACCUCUCUGAAGAAUGGAGACCAUACCUGAAUCCCUCAGCCAACACUUGUGAUGGCUCCUGGGAUUGGACAAAAGUUAAUGCUGUAGCUCCACUUUUUAUCAGUCUCAAGCUUUACCAAAUUACAAAGUAGUCCCUGCUUUGUAUAUGGCAUCUUUGGAAUGCAUUGGAAUUUCAAUGAAACCUGUAUUUCACAAUUAGAUUAUCAUGGAAUACUGACAUGUGACAGUAGCUUUAUUUCUGUUUAUCAAUUAAACUGUUAAUAGCUCCUGACUGAUUCCUCUUCUGCAACUGUCAGUCUAAUACUAUCCUUACCCUUUUGUUUCACUUUACCCCACUCCCUCUAGCAUGUAAGCUCAUUGAGCAGGGCCCUCAACCCCUCUGUUCCUGUGUGUCCAACUUGUCUGGUUACAACUACAUGUCUGUUCGUCCACCCAUUGUAAAGCGCUGCGGAAUUUGACGGCACUCUAUAAAUAUCAUAGUAAUAAUAAAUAUAAACUGCACGUUGCGUCUAAUUCUUGGUCAAUCUCCUUUUAUUGAAAUACGAACAGUGGUCAGAUUAUUACAAUAUCAAAGUACAACAUCAGGGUGUAACAUUAGUUUUACGUAGCAAGACUUUUGCUUUGAACUUGUUUGUAUAUCAUAAUUUCAAUAAAUGUUACAAUAAAAGGUGAUGCAUUUUGGGUCUAGGUAGCAAAACCUAUAGGUAAUACUGCAUUUGACUAAACCAUGGGCCUUUGUCGACCCUCCCCUCCGACUACCAAUGAUGCCAGCUCCUGGGCUUCGGCCUGGGUUUGACCCGAGUUAGCUAGCAGGAAAGCUUCUCGUUGAUUUAAGCCUGUGUCAGUCUCGAGGCAGUCAGUCUCGGGGUAUGGGUUCUCUGUCUCGUUUGUUCUUGCGUCGGGUCCUGUCGUGUAAUUAGACAGUGGUGGCUGAUAGUGUCAGCGGUCUCUGGGACCUCAGAACUAGCUAUGCCUCCCAGUAUGAGCCUGAUCGUCCAUUCCCUCUAGUUUUUUGUAUCUGUGUAUUAUCUUGUGGGUAUUAUGUCUGAGUCUUGCGCUAUUUUGACUGUUCGGGUUUUGAGUUUAUAUCGAAGUGCGUUAGUGCGGCCCACCUCGGGUUUAUAUCGAUAUGGCGGUCAGGAGGCGAGAGGUCAGGCCCAUGAGUUCCAUUCAAGUAUAAGGGUGUUCUGAGGUGCAAGCGGCAAGAUUAGUAGAGAGAGGUGGGGUGAGGGAAGGGGAAAGAGGGGGGAAAAAAAGGGAGGGGAAGGUUGGGUUAGUUCAGUGUUUCUGCCAUAGGGGGCACAGCGUCCCCCCGACCCUCCUGAGGCCAAGCGCGCCCAUGGUCCAGAGAGGCGCCUUCGUGUUCCAAGCAUCCCUUGCCUCCGUGUUUCCUGAUCUGCGAUAUGUUUAGAUUUUGCUGUCCUACGUGUGUGAUCGACGUCAGUGGUCCUGGGGUGGUGGUUAGCGUUAGGUUGGUCCUUAUGGAGUACCAGGUUCGUAGCGUCGCUCCAAUGAGCAGGUGGUUGCGGGAACGCGCACCUGUCAAAGAGCCAUACCGCCGUCGGAAUCGACCCAUCCAUCUGGUUGCGUCUAAUUCUUGGUAUACUACAGUCUAUUCCUCCUUGUGAGUAACGUCUAUCUGCAUUUAAUAUGCUCAUUCUUGCAUAUUUUGUAACGUUUUGUGUGUAAUAAAUGCAAACAAUCUUCUUUCCCUUGGAAUGUCUAGAUCUGAUAAGAUCCCUCCCUAGUUUUCCUCUGGCUUACUGCUAAUCCAACCUUCAUCUGAGCCAGGAUACACUUCAAGGAGGAGAUGCCAAUGGAGGCCUGCUGCUUAUUUCUGGGUUACCGUUUGAUACAACAGAGCUGUCUUGAAUGAUAACCUCAGUUUGUCUGGUCAAGAUAACAUCUCCCAUCUCCCCCAGCAAGCUAAGCAGUUAGCAGAUGCUGCACUGUCACAAUAAUAUUCACAGUAAUGUGACUUCAAUGCGACUUGUGCACUGGCAGUAUUAUCAGUGUGUUUUCUUUUUUUUUAACUUUUUCCAUUUUUAUUUUUUCCCUUUGUGGAAUCAGGAAGCUUUAGGUAUGUUUCUGCAGUGAGUUUUAAAUGGAUAACAGAGUCAGGUAUGUCAUGCAGGCCAUGAUAAAUUUCUACAAUACAUUGUGCUGCCCGUCGGUUAGGUGCUCAGCCAAUUCUUACAUUCACCAUAUUUUGUAGCAUUUUGUGUUUAAAUCCUGCAAAUCUUGACUCGUCAUAAAAAAAAAAACCUCUCUGCCAUUCUAUGCCCUGGCUGCAUGGGUGAGCAGUUUGAGAAAGAUUCUCUAUUGAAAUAAUUAGAAAAUAGAUCACAGAGCACUUUAUUUUCAGAGUAUAGGUAUUUGGUGUUUUCUGGCUUUCUUACAGGAGUGAUCCUUUACGGUGAUUAGACCAGGAAAACUGAGAAACUAAUUGGUGCAGAGAAGCCAUAAAAAAAAAAAUCCAUGUUCAAUUUCAUAGCACAAAAGAUGCUUAAUCAUAUCCAUCCACAUUACUUUUAUAUCCAAAGAAUAUAUAUUCUAGUAUGUUGGGUUCUCGCACGGUCUGUGAUACCUUUAACAAUUUCAUUGUAACAACCAACUAGUCCCCUCCCCAUCUCCAUUGCUUUGCUUAAUUUAGAUCGUAAGCUCUCUCGUUACAGCAUUGUCACUGUUUUUGUUUCUCUGUGUAACCAUAGGUGCACUUUGAGUGUACGACUGUCUAUGACUGUUGAUGUGUUCUUUUGUACCUGCCAGCUACUCUAGGUGUAUAUAGAUUCUCCUCUAAAGUGUUAGAUGUGCACUGGUACCCAGCCAUUGCCAAUUAAAACUCUGCUCAAAACUAAUCCUAGAUACAUGUUCUGCUAUUUGCUGUGUGAUCUUUAAUGUCUGAAGAGUGAGAGUGCCAUCUGCUGGCAUUUAUAUAAACUACUGGUUUGCUAAUUGGGGGGAUAUAUAUCAAGGCAAAAAGGUGCUAUUUCGGAUGCACUUUGCAUCAGAAAUAGCACCUUUUUGCCUUGUUAUAUAUCCCCCCAAUUAGCAAACCAGUAGUUUGCAAUAGAACCUUUAAUAGAUAUUCUAUUGCUUUCCUUAGUGAUGACGCCUCACCCUUCUGUCAGUCCCUACAUUGGCUUCCUGUAAGAUAUAGAGCUCAAUUUAAACUUCUCAUUAUGUAGAGCUUGUUUUCACAGCUCUACAUAAUGCUGCUCCCACCUAUCUAUCCUCCCUAAUACACACGUAUUUCCCGUCUAGGCCCUUACGCUCUGCUGAAGACUUACGUCUAUCUUCUGUCCAUACUCCCACCUCUGAUGCUUGCCUUCAAGAUUUCUUGAGGGCUGCACCGUUCCUGUGGAACUCGCUUCCCUCCUCCGUUAGAUGCUCACCCAGUCUCCACUACUUCAAAAAAUCAUUAAAAACCCACUUCUUCAUAAAAGCGUAUCAUUUAACCCCUUAAGGACCAAACUUCUGAAAUAAAAGGGAAUCAUGACAUGUCACACAUGUCAUGUGUCCUUAAGGGGUUAAACUGUUAAAAGCUCCCGACUGAUUCCUCUUCUGCAACUGUCACUAGUCUAAUACUACCCUUACAUUUUUGUAUCAUUUUACCCCACUCCCUCUAGCAUGUAAGCUCAUUGAGCAGGGCCCUCAACCCCUCUGUUCCUGUGAGUCCAGCUUGUCUGGUUACAAAUACAUGUCUGUUCGUCCACCCACUGUAAACACUGCAGAAUUUGUUGGCACUAUAUAAAUAACAUAAUUAUUUAUUACUUUGCCCCAAAAAUAGUACCUGUUUUUGCCUUGAUAAAUUGUUCAUUGCUUGUAGUAAAAUUGUGCCAUCCUGCUGUGGUACGUGGUAUAUUACUAUGGGGGACUCAGUUAUCUAAAUCAUUAAUGUAACCUAAAUCUGUGACACAUACCAAAAGAAAUCACAUCUGUUUAUUUUUACAUUAAAAAAAAAAAAACAUGCCCUCAUUUCGCCCGUUCAUAUCGAAACACCUUUUCUCAGUAAGUCUUUUGUUUAUCCUUUGCAUAACUUUGUCAGCGGUUUAGUAAAAUAGGUUCUCCCAGUCUAUAGGAAAUUUCCUUUGUCACAAUUUAUUUUAUGUUUUUUCAUUAUUGAUGUGUAUUAUAGAGCCACGCUUGCUAAGCUAAGUUUAGAAACGUAGGAGUUUUUAUGUUCAUGUAGUGUACCAUUCGUGCUUCAAAGUGAUAUCACUUGGCCUCAAUAUCUACAAUUGCUUAGUUGUCCAGUAUUUCUAUCAGAAUUUUUGCAUUUCUCAAAGGGUUGUGCUGAUAUUUUUCCUUAAAAGUUUUCUGUAUCCCUUAAAAUUGUUAAUCUACCCCAGCUACACCGUCGUUGGUUAUCCAGAAUGGUCUCCAUUUGUACUCUAACCUUGAUCGCAUACAGUCCAAACCUUGAGCACGGAGUCAAUGCAACGCUGUGUUAUUCGUUUCUCAGAUCUUAACACGUCUUCAACACACAACUACUUAGAGUUAUUCAAAGUAAAUUUCAAAUGCUAGGUAAAAAGACAAACUGGAAGAAUUGUCUAGGUCUGCUAUGCUGUUAGACCAGCUACUCUUAGAAGCUUGUAUUUUACUUUGAAUUCUUUCUUGAGUAAAUAAUCCUGUUACUACUGACAUUUCAUUUUUUUUUUUGUUUGAUUGUUUUUAACAGAUUGGGUCACAUAGAGUUCCAGCCUUGUAGAUAUCCCUUUCUAUGCAGUUUCCUCUGUGGAGUCUCACAUCUCUCCUAGUUAAAGAAACCAAAGUUUGAGACAUACCGAAAACCAGCUAUAAAUGAUUUCCGAAACUAUGCCUGUCUGGCUCCUACCUCUUCAUAACAAAUAUACGGCCACCUGCAAUAGACUAACUUUACCAAGACCAAAUUCUCCUGCAUUUAUUUGCUCAUUCCUAUUUAAUACUUUGGCCUCUGCAACCGUGUAUUGGAUCUGCGUCCUGUAGGGAGCUCCUGCGUCUUACUGUAAUCCCCUAUUACUGGUCACUAAGCAGAUCUACACAGAGAUAAAAGGAUUUAACUACUGUCAUAAACUAUUGUUUGUUUCUCUUUCAGCCAUAAUGACAGUUUACUCCACCUCAUAUUUUAUAAAUAAUAAGUUAAAAUCUGCAACGUUUAGAUAAACACCAUGGAAUGUUUAACAUUAUCCUGGAACGGCUACAAAAAAUGUUUGAACUAUACAUUCAGACAAUAAAUAAAGUCUAAAUCCUACUGGGAGGCAUAGUUACAAUCCUUUCUCUAACAUACGUAGCAUUUUAGGAAAGCUGGGCAAACUGGUCUACAGAGAUUACCAAAUAAAGCCUUGAGAUCGGCCCAAACAUCUGAUCUUCAUUCUGCAGAGAAACUCGUUUCUAAAACUCCAUUCUAUGCCUCUAGAGAAGGACUGUAAAUGGCAUUCCUCAUUUCUGUAAAAGGAAAAGCGAAAUAUGAAAAUUAUUUUAUAAACUUUCCUAAAUGUAUUUAUUUAGAACAACAUUCUAUACAUAAAUUGCUAUUUUAUGCUCUGUUUACAUUCCAACUUCUUGGCUAAAAAAAAACAAAACCAAAGAAAAACCCUGAUAUGGAUCAAACGAAAGUAAUUUAGUAGUUAAUCCUGUAAUAAAUCAGAAAAUUUGUGUUUUCCUGACAGUGUCCUGGGAAUACACAGGCCAAUGCAAUGCUCGCAGGCACUGACACAGCCAUGAUUGAGAUCAGUGUAUUUUAAGGCCAGCCAUUUCCCCUGAUCUUGGGAUUACCCAAUUUAGUUUCAAAUGGGAUUAUCACUAAAACUGUACGGUUGCUUGAGUUCUGCACUAUUGUGCAUCAGGAGGGCUUAUGGCCAAACCAAGACCAUUCCUUAUAUUUUACAAUACAGCAUGUUGUUAAUAACAUAGCCAAGCCCUACACUGUUCUUUGUUUUUAGUAGAUCUAUUGCCCUGACUAUAGAACCAAUAUGCAGGAGCACUGCAUUCUAAAUUUUACACUUUUCUGUGUCUUGCCACUUAUACCUGCAGGAGAGAGAAACGGUUAUUGCAAAAUCAACAAUGUUGGUCACAGAUGGAGGCUCCGUUCAAGCAAUGUCCACAGUGGAAGCUGUCCCCAGACGGAAAUCGCGAAGGAGCCGCGCCAUUUUCUGUCUGCAAGGUAAGGUUUUUUUGGUUUGUUUUAUGUGUGUUAGACCAAAACCAGCUAUUGCCAAGUUUAUCACUGCAGAUAUUUGAAAUGUAGCGCAAAGGCUGAUGGCAUCAACGGGUAAUGUAGUUCACAAAUAUCAAUGCCACAGCUAGCAAUCACUAACAUACUCCGGUAUUGUGCUGGACGAGCUCCAAGCAAGACAGUAGUAUAAUAGUAAAUCAAUAAAAAUGACUUGUUGGCAUGUGCAUUGUGGGUAGUAUUGACCUACUACUGCUGUCCUUUUGAUACGUAACAGUGCUCUGCAAUCCAAGUUUGACAUUAAAUGGUGAACUCAAACAAAUUUGCUAAAUUAAUCCCAAAGUAGUUAAAUUGUGAUCCUAGCAGGACAAUGUUGGAACAGUUUUUUUUUUUGUUUUGUUUUUUAAAUCUUUAUUUAGCAAAUUUAGUCUGGUUUGAAAAGUAAAAUUAAAUGUAGAAAUCCGCACCAGAGAAUAGCUUGCAUAGCGUACCGUGUGACAUAGAAUGUGAUGGCAGAUGAGAACCAUUCUGCCCAUAUAGCCUGCCCAAUUCUCUAAAUACUUUCAUUAGUCCCUGGCCUUAACUUAUAUCUAGGAUAGCCUUAUAGCCUUAUGCCUAUCCCACGCAUGCUUAAAGGGAUUCUCCAGUGCCAGGAAAACAUAUUCGUUUUCAUAGACAGCCACUAGAGGAGGACUUAACCCUGCAAGGUAAAUAUUGCAGUUUAUGAAAACUGCAAUAAUUACACUUGCAGGGUUAAGGUUAGUGGGAGUUGGCACCCAGACCACUCCAAUGGGCAGAAGUGGUCUAGGUGCCUGGAGUAUCCCUUUAAACUCCCUCACUGUGUUAACCUCUACCACUUCAGCUGGAAGGCUAUUCCAUGCAUCCACUACCCUCUCAGUAAAGUAAUACUUCCUGAUAUUAUUUUUAAACCUUUGUCCCUCUAAUUUAAGACUAUGUCCUCUUGUUGUGGUAGCUUUUCUUUUAAAUGUGGUCUCCUCCUUUACUGUGUUGAUUCCUUUUAUGUAUUUAAAUGUUUCUAUCAAAUCCCACCUGUCUCGUCUUUCCUCCAAGCUAUACAUGUUAAGAUCUUUUAACCUUUCCUGUUAAGUUUUAUCCUAUAAUCCAUGAACCAGUUUAGUAUCCCUUCUUUGAACUCUCUCUAAAGUAUCAAUAUCCUUCUGGAGAUACGGUCUCCAGUACUGUGUACAAUACUCCAAGUGAGGUCUCACCAGUGUUCUGUACAAUGGCAUGAGCACUUCCCUCUUUCUACUGCUAAUACCUCUCUAUACAUCCAAGCAUUCUGCUAGCAUUUCCUGCUGUUCUAUUACAUUGUCUGCCUACCUUUAACCCCUUAAGGACCAAACUUCUGGAAUAAAAGGGAAUCAUGACAUGUCACACAUGUCAUGUGUCAUUAAGGGGUUAGAUCAUCAGAAAUAAUCACCCCUAAAUCCCUUUCCUCAGAUGUUGAGGUUAGGACUCUAUCAAAUAUUCUGUACUCUGUCCUUGGGUUUUUACGUCCACGAUGCAUUAUCUUGCACUUAUCCACAUUAAAUGUCAACUGCCACAACUCUGACCACUUUUAUAGUUUACCUAAAUCAUUUGCCAUUUGGCUUAUCCCGCCUGGAACAUCAGCCUUGUUACAUCUUGGUAUCAUCAGCAAAAAGCCAUACCUUACCAUCAAGACCGUCUGCAAUAUCACUGAUAAAAAUAUUAAAGAGAAUGGGUUCAAGUACAGAUCCCUGAUGUACCCCACUGGUGACAAGCCCAAGCUUCGAAUAUACUCCAUUGACUACAACCCUCUGUUGCCUGUCACUCAGCCACUGCCUUACCCAUUCAACAGUAUUGGAAUCCAAACUUAAAGAUUGCAGUUUAUUGAUAAGCCUUCUAUGUGCAACAGUGUCAAAAGCCUUACUGAAAUCUAGGUAAGCAAUGUCUACUGCACCACCCUGAUCUAUAAUUUUAGUUACCCAAUCAAAAAAUUCAAUAAACUUAGUUUGGCGUGAUCUCCCUGAAGUAAACCCAUGUUGUCUCUGAUCUUGAAAUCCAUGUGUUUUUAGAUGUUCAUCAAUCCUAUCCUUUAACAUGGUUUCCAUUACUUUCCCCACUGCUGAAGUAAGGCUUACUGGCCUAUAGUUGCCCGAAGUCUCCCUGCUACCUUUCUUGUGAAUGGGCACAACAUUAGAUAACUUUUAAUCUUCUGGGACUACUCCUGUUAACAAUGAUUGGUUAAAUAAAUCUGUUAAUGGUUUUGCUAGUACACCACUAAGCUAUUUUAAUAACUUUGUGUGUAUUCCAUCAGGCCCUAUUGACUUUUUUGUCUUUACUUUUGACAGUUGAAAUUGAACCUCUUCUUCUUCUUCUGUAAACUCACAUGUAACAAAUGACUAAGUUGUCAUUUUUUCCUAACUUAGGCCUCUUUCCUUCAUUUUCAUCUCUAAAUACUGAACAAAAAUAUUCAUUGAGGCAGUCAGCUAGACCUUUAUCCUCUUAUACAUACCCUCCUUCUUUUGUUUUUAAUCUAACUAAUCCUUGUUUUACUUUCCUUUUCUCAUUUAUGUAUCUAAUUUAUAUGUCGUUCAUUUAAAAUGUGUUUUCUCCUCUCCUCUAGAUCUCUGCAUUUGGCAUUCCAGAUCUACUAGUUUAAUAUUGAGAACUGUUCUUUCAGCAGUGCAAAUUACAUGGUGCUUUCUUAAUAUGUGGAAUAGACACAAACUGACUGCACAAUCACUAAAAAGAAAGUUUGCAUUCUGUAUUGGAACGCAUGCGUUUGCCUGCAGGGCUGUUACCUUCCGACUCUGUUCUGUUCUUUGCCGACAAGUUUUGGAAGUAACAUUACUACAUAGGUUUUUGGGAACAGUGCUGCAGGCCCUUCGCACGUAGUGAGUCGUCUGUUUUAGAACUUUGAAAUGUCAGCGGUUCUUUAAAACUUAAUGAAAUAAACUGCAAUCCUCUGUUCCGUUGUGUAAAUUUAUGUGGAAUGCAGAUGGUCUGGGAAAUAUUAACUGUUGGCUGCCCAAGUUAGAAAUUGAAUGUUUUCUCACACUGAUGCAGCUGGGUUGGAUAAAAUUGUAAUAGAAUAAUCAACUUUAUAGAUCAGCGAUAGAUGACCUUUUAUAAUAGAGAUUGCUGCCUUAGCAUCCUGGGAAAUGUAGUCCAAAACAUCUAGAUUUCCCCAGAAUAGACAUCAAUGCCGCAGCUUCAUAUAUGCUUGUUUGUUUAAAUCGGGUAAUCAUCUGCCAGGUUUGUGACAAAAUAUUUCAUUCUAUUAACUAUUGUACAGCUCUGCAUAAUAUGGUGGGUGCUACGCUAACUUAUAUAUCCUGAGCUGACAUUCAUGUACUGGUAAAUUACGUGAGGAUAGUUUGGUACAUAGGGAACCACAUGACAUCUCUCCACUGGAGUAGAACACUAUAUUCCAUUGUACAGCGCUACUGAAUUUGCUGGCGCUAUAUAAAUAAGAAUAUGUAUCAUACUUUUUUUUUUUUCUUAUUCUCUUCUUGUAAUACAAUAUCAUUAAAUUAUUAUUCUAUUUGUUUUAUUCCUUUUGCUGGAUCCCCUUUAUUUUGGCAAUUAACCUUGCAUCCUCAGAUCAAUCCAUCACACUACCGCAAAUUACGGAAGCAGAGCAGGAACCUGAACUAGAGGCCGUUAUGAUAGCGCCCAGUAACGUGGCACAGACACAUGCUUUCCUGUCCAAAACGGUGAGAGACGUGAAAAGAAGGGGGCCAGUCUGUGUGCUUUAUUUUUCGCUCUCUCUCCUUAUUGUAAUGCUCAUUAGUUCUAGUGUUUGUCUGUAAGUAAAUUCUCUGACUACAAAGCCUGUUCAAAAUGCAAGGUCACAGGUUCAAAUCCCAGCAGGGUCAACUCAUCCUUCCGAGGUCCAUAAAAAAUGGGUGCCAUCAAUUGGGUAAAUAAUAACAUUACUAUUACUAUUCAGCUGCUGAUUUGGUUAAUUCAGAGAGCAUGCGCUGAAAGCCCUUUGAGUCCCACUGGAGAAAGGCGCUAUAUAAAUACUAAUUAUUAUAUAUAGUUAAGUAAUAAAACAGAUUAAUAUCCCAGAUUUUAGACAACAGCUUUUCAUACAGUCCUGUCUCCUUCUAAUUCUUCUGAUCAUUUCAUUGUGAAUUUGGAUUUUGAUUUCUACCAAGCUGUCCCUCUCUCACUGUCCAGUUCCAGUUUGAUAAUGUUUCAAAUAGGGUUUCCAUUCCAUUUAAUAAAGGCUCAGCUGCGUUUGCCCUACUAUUUGGGAUCAGUGUGUCUGUAAUCUGCUUUAAUGUGUACAUUAAAUGGUGGGGGACUUUUAUCAAGAAAAAGAAGAAAAAAUAAAUCACAUAUUAAGAUGUUUUAGCAGAAACUAUACAGUUAGAAGACCAUUGGGGAAAAAAAAAAAAAUCUUACCAGAUCUGUCAGUCUUUAUUUAUUUUUUGCUAACAUGUAAUUGGCUAUUAUUUGUGGGGUGUUUGUCGGUUUUGUAUUUUUACUUUACAUUCUAUGUAAACCACGCACACCAUUUAAAUUUAUUUAUCAGUAUGUUAGGGGAUAUUGGCACCAUGCAAUCCAUGCAGCCACUAAAGUAAAAAAAAAAAAAAACUUAAAAACAGCUGCUUUGAAUAUUUGUGUCACAUUUAGAUUUCUUUUCUUCAUCCUACACCGUGCUUUGGACUGAAUGUGCUUUCCCAUUUGGCACCCUAUGAGUUAAUGCUGUUGAUUUUUAAAUGCCAAAUCUGGAUGAACGAGUGAGGUUUGCCCUUUCCUCAGAUGAUCCGAGCAGAGCUCUGUGCUGUCUGUGGACAGAAAACGCGUUUUGGGAAGAUGUCUUUAAAGUGCAGAAACUGUCGCAUUCUGAUCCAUCCAGAAUGCAAGGGAUAUUGCUCCCGUUCAUGUUCGUCACCAGCGCCUCCAACUCAGAGUAUAUACCCCAAGAACGGCCAGGUAAUAAAUACCUAUAUUUCUGUGCUAAGACACAAACUGCUUCAGUGUUUUCACUCCAUGGCAUCUUUCUCUGCAGGGAGUCCUUGCUGAUUUUGCACCUACAACAUCUCUCAGAGUUCCUGGUCUGGUGAUUCACUGUGUGAAUGAAAUUGAGAGACGAGGGCUAAGUGAGGUGAGGGAACUAUGCAUGCAUUCACUGGGAAGUCUUGCGGGAUUAACUUGAACACAGACCGUAUUUGUUUACUUUAAAAUUAAUCUACCUGGUUCCUGAUACAGGUGUCUGUUGGGUGUGACAUAGUCCAUUUACCUGGUACAGGUGUCUGUUGGGUGUGACAUAGUCCAUUUACCUGGUACAGGUGUCUGUUGGGUGUGACAUAGUCCAUUUACCUGGUACAGGUGUCUGUUGGGCGUGACAUAGUCCGUUUACCUGGUACAGGUGUCUGUUGGGCGUGACGUAGUCCAUUUACUUGGUACAGGUGUCUGUUGGGCGUGACGUAGUCCAUUUAUCUGGUACUGCUGUUUGUUGGGCAUGAUGUAGUCCAUUUAACUGGUACAGGCGUUGGUGUGUGACACAGUCUUUCUAUAUUUGCUGUUUUUGUGAUACCGGUUUUUAACUCUGCAUUAAAUUAGUAUUUCUAAAGGUGAGCUCCUCGGCAAAAGUUACUAAUAAAAUGUCUCUUUGCUGAUUGAUGUGCGUCCUAAUGUCAAUCAGUAGGGGAAAUGUUUCGCGUUUCGUUGAUUAUCGUUCAGCAUUCUUGGUCAGUAAAGUAUUGGUGGUUAAUGACUGUGGGUGCGGUCUAUAAACCAUUUAGAAAGUGUUUUGUAUGAUUCAUAAAUUGAAUGCAGUUUGAAAACACUCUAUACCAGGCUUCCCCAAACUCCGGCCCUCCAGAUGUUGCUGAACUACAACCCCCGUGAUCCUCAGCCUGUCUUUUUCAUUAAUCGAAUCAUGGAAGUUGUAGUUCAGCAACAUCUGGAGGGCUGGAGUUUGGGGAAGCCUGCUCUACACUAUUGAAAAGCACUCUUCAUGCCAUGUCCACUUGAUAAACUUGAACACAGUCAGUGUUAGCCUGGGUUGACUUUGUCCUCAACAGUUUUUGAGUGUCUGUCCCUUUGAUGCUUGUUAUAUUGUUAAACUGCUCACACACCUGGUUGACUAACAGUAUUUCACUUCCUUGUGUUGUCUCCUAGCGAGGUAUCUACAGGAUCUCUGGCUGCGAUAGUCACGUGAAGGAGCUGAAACAGAAACUCCUUCAAGGCAAGGUGAAGGCACAGCAGCUGGAGAGAGAGGAUAUCCACGCUGUGUGCGGGGCUUUGAAAGAAUUCCUCCGGAAUCUGCAGGAACCUCUGCUGACCUUCUCCCUGCACGCCCAGUUCAUGGAUGCUGCCGGUACGGUGGGUACUAGACUCUGGUCAAAGGGUGAUUUCUGAGAACACUCCAAACAUUGUAACCACUACAGUGUGUUGUAGUGGUUGUGGUACCAGGAGUGUCCUGCCACCCCACCAGUAAUGAAAACGGUUCUAAUGGUUUGAAAUCUUACCUGCAGUCUGCCAGAUCUGUUCCCUGCCUCUCGGCACCUUCCAGGAGAGCCUGAAACUCCUGCUAGGUGCUUUGCUGGAUCUCCUAAGCUGUGCAGAGGUGUAGCUCAUUGAAUGAUGGAGUCAGCUGAAGAAACUCUCACCCAGGGGGGGUGUGGCUGGAGCUGCAUAAACAAAGUGAUUUUAAAUGGCGGAGAAUAGAGCAGUGAGACUGUAGGGGCAUGAUAUGUACGCCAAAACUGCUUCUUUAAGCUAAAGUUGUUUUGGUGUUUCUUUUAUAUUAAAACGGGUCCUAUUUUGAAGGUGAAACAUCUUCUGGAAACUCCAUAAUCGAAAAACAAAUGCAUGUUUUUUUUCUCUCUUUGUAUUGUAUAUUAAACAUUUAUUGCUCCUAAUGCUGCCAACCUGUAAUUGUUAUAGUUUCACACUAAUGUUAUGCAAGUAUUAUUAAAUCCUUAAACAAGUUUUCUUACUUAACAGAAGAAGGAAUAUAUGUAUUUGAAGGUUAGUAGGUCUUUAAUAAUUGGCAUUUAAUCAAUAGAUCUCAUGGAUGAGAAUGAAGCACGAGCUGAGGUUUGCCAAGCAGUUCAUGAACUGCCCAUUGCCAACCGGGAGACCCUUUCCUUUCUCAUUGUGCACCUGAACAGGUAACUAUAAACCACUGGGGCACGGACUAUUCAUGCCCUCUGCUCCCCUGGCUAUUUAUCACAAAAGGAAACAUUUAAUCGUUCUGUUCCGUUUGAACCACGCCUGGUUAGUACGUGUGAUCUGAAAUGAUUGCUGUGUCUAAUCCGUGAUAUUACAGGGUAAUGAAGAGCCCAGAUUGCAAGAUGGAUAAGAUGAAUUUAUCUCGAGUGUUUGGUCCGACGCUGGUUGGCUACUCUGUGCCAAAUCCCAGUCCUUUGAUGAUCAUGCAGGACACCCCAAGACAAGCAAAGGUAAAAGCUUUACAUCUGCUGCCAAAAAAGUGCAAUAAAUAUAUGAUGUGAUGCUUUACUCUUUGGAGAAAAAGAUACAUCAGUGGAAAAAUUGUCAAACCAGAUACUGUUCUUUCUGAGAUGAUGCAUACUACCUUCCACAUAUAAAUUAGUAAACCGAUUAAAUUCUAAGUGUGCAAUUAUUCUACCACAUUCCCAAGUGAUGCAUCUUGAAAAAGAUACGUAUGUUUCAAGUCGCGGUUCAUAUGUGGAGGAGAAAUAGGUGAACGGUGCCGAACAGAAGACUGUGGGGCUAAACUGUUUGUUAGAGGUUUAACCACUGACGGUAAGCAGACUUCCUGGCACCAUAACUACUCCAUUCUGAUGAAGUUGUUAUGGUGCCUUGAGUGCUUCUUUAAUGGGAGACUCUAGGCACCAAAACUACUACAAUAGAAGCUGUUCCUUAUUCUCAGAAUAUUUCAAAUAUUGCAGUUUCUGAGAAACAAUAAUGCUUACAUUUGGCUGGAACCACUGCUCUAAUGACUCUCAUAGCCAGUCACGAUUGGAUUGGCGAAGCAAUCCACGCAUAUGCCAUAGGUCCGCAAUAUGGGAGUACUACAAUUAAACUAAUUAUAUGUGUGUCCAUAUGUGUUUAUACCAAGCUACAAAUAACUCACAAUUUAUAUAACUAGCUGAUACGGAUUACUAUCUUUCAUAAAUGGACAACAAAAAUUUAAAUUCUAUAUUCGCAAUAGUGUGAACAAGAGAACCAGGAGAUAACUGUAGUAGUUAUGGUGCAUAGACUACCAUUUUAAAAUAUGAAAUUCACUUUGACUUCACUACAAUUUACACUUUAGUGAAUGUCCCAGACAUUGUACCACAUAAAAAUCCAAAUGGAUUUUUGAAUAACUGCAUAGACCCUUCACCAUCCCUUUUCUGUUACAUGCAUUCACAAAUUUGACCAAUUUGCAAUAAUUUCUUAAACUCUGGAUCCUAGUGAUUAUAUAGUGUUUUUUUAUUUAUUUUUUUAUUGCUGCUGCUAUAGUAACUGCAGCCAGUUUAGAGUGAGAUGAAAAAUGAACGCUAUUGUACAAUCACCAUAUUACUAUACGUUGCUACCGCUGGGUACGGGCUAAACCCAUAUAACCAAUGUCUACUCGACUGGUGACCUCUUUCAUGUUUAUAAAUUCUAUUUUACUUUACCAGCUUCACAACUCUACUCAUAGCGUCACUUGUUGAACUAUUUUGAAUCCUCCCAUUUCCGCAGGUGAUGAUGUUACUCCUUUCGGUACCCUGCAGUUUCUGGAACCAAUUUAUCUCCAGUUUUCAAGAAGCUCAGAACUGCGACUCUGUGACCAUGGCUCAGGGUAAGAGGGUAGAGUUUUCAGAAUGGCCAUUCUAACCUCUGUUAGUGUACCUGUUGCUACAGACCGUGUUAUAUUACUGAAUGGGAUGGCUGCAGGGUGUGAAAGCUGAGCUGCAACACAUUGGUGGCACCACAUGACAAAACAUAAAUAUUUCCAUGAAAGUCACAGUAUACAGUGCUACGUGUAAAGCAGUAUGCUCCAGGAUUGUGCAGCUAGGGUGUGCUUUUAUGUUUGUGUUUACUGUUAAUUGUAAAAAAGGGGGCUUCCAACACUGGAUGGUACAUGACCAUGCUACCAUUUCAGUAAGAGAGAAACAGUCAAAUAAUAGAGGAAUUGAUUGGAGAAUUAUAAAAGGAGUCAAAAGAUCUAAACCAGUAAGAGUUAUUUUUCUUAAAGUUCAUGACUCCACUGUGUGUGUGUUGACAUUUAUUUUAAAAGCAGUAAAAAUUAAAAUCCAGCGCACUCCCUAUCUACUAAACAGCUACUUUGGUGCUGACUGAUUUUUGUAAGUUUUAUUAAAAACACCUAAUCUAGGCGAAAAAUAAUGGGGAUUUAGUUAUAUUAUUUGAUCAUACAUUGCAUAAGUCUGCCACAACGUCAAUAUGCCCCAUCUUUGGCAGGUUGAACAUUAAUUUUUUUUCCUACUCUAACUGCCAACUGUCUGCUAAAUGAGCUACUCACUUGGGGAAAUCCUUCCAUCUCGAGUUCUCUGCAGUACAAGGUUAAAUAGGGUACUGGGAUGAGGCACCUGUGACAGGGAGGGGUGCAGAACCAAGGAGCUGGCUAGACUAUAUUAACAAGGGGUUGGUUGCACUCACCGGAACAUGCUUAAAUUGGGUGCUGCUGGGGGCCAAUAAAUACAGUUUUUAAUAAAACUUACAAAAUCUGUCAGCACCAAAGUAGCUGUUUAGUAGAUAGGGAGUGCGCUGUAUUUUCAUUUUUUACUGUAUGUAUAGACCCCCAGCAGCACCCAAUUUAAGCAUGUUUCGGUGAGUGCAACCAAUCUCUUGUUAUUCCAUAUAUAUAUAUUGAAAGUUUCCGAAUUUAUUUGUAAAACAAAAAAUCCUUUUCCCUGUUACGUUGCACUCCAGGCUGGAGUGCACCACAAAGCAUUAUAAAGAAUAUGCAUAAAAUAUAUUUAAGAACAAAAAAAAUAUAUGUAUUACAAUAUCCAGUCUGAAGUGCAUUUUCUGCAGUUGCGCUCCUGCCAAACCAGGAAGUGUGAUAGCCAAUCCUGACACUUCUGAGAGUUUAACUGCUGCCUAAGGUAGCAGAUGCUAGCCUUAUUCAGUUUUGCUUAUGUGCCAUCAGAAGCAAUCCUGAUGCGAAGGAGCUUGUUAUUGUAGGUGGGGAAUGUAGUGUCUGCAAGUCUUUCGAUGGGCACAGUGAAAGCGUGGGAUUCCUUUAGCAUUCCUGUUAGUGUUUAGGUUUAUAGCUGUGGUUAUGAGUAAUUAUGUGCCAGGAGAUUGGGACAUCCUUGCAUCAGGAUCUGUGCAAAGAGCAUAGAUUGUACUUCAGAUUGUCCCAUUAAAGAGGUAACACUGUACAUUAAAAAUAGGAUCAAGAUUGGCACACACUGGCCUUUCAUUGCAAAAUGUCAUUUUUGAGGGUGUAGUGUAGACUGUGGUUUUGUUAAACUGUAUUUCUGUAUUGGUAACAUGAAGAAAAAAAAAGUGAAUUACGGUUUCUUUUAAUACCUAUUUUUAUUGGGGUAACAGAAAUGUGUAUACAUCUGUUAAACCAAUAAAAAUAGUAUCGCAAGAAACUUCAAAACGUUAUUUUACAUCUUCAUUACUGGAAUAAUACGGCAACUCAAAAUCAUAACUUAUUGCUACACCCAUUGACCCUCUACCAUUCGUGCAGGACGUCUCUUCCGGCCUCUCACGUCUCCAGAGAUGAAAAUUGCGCCCUGUUCUUCAAAUUUCCCGUAAGUAUUAGAUCUUCCGCUACGUAUAUUCCGCUGAAUACAGCAGCGCUAAACAAACUAAGCACACCUGAUCAUAGGGGAAUCCCUCCAACCCCCAAGAAACCCAAAACAAGUCAAACAACAAUAUACAGGCAGCGCCAAGAAAAGUAUUCCAAACACAAUAAUAUAAUAUCAAUAAGAGCAAUAAAAAAACCCACAGGAUAUAGAGAGUCCACAAUAACACUUGAAAGAAUAAAAAAUACCAAAUGGUACGGCACAGUCCCUAAGGUUGCAAUUGAUCUUCAGUCCUGGUAUGGGACUUUCUUGGUAGCUUCGUUUAAUAGCAGUAUAUGAAAAGGAAGCAAAAACAGAGGCAAACCAAGAGUGCAAUAUGGGAAUACGGGUAGGACAAACAACACUUACAUAAGAUGUCAACUCACAUAUGGUAGAGCUAUAACCAGCUCUAGGGAAAACAGCAUUCAGUGGUAUACAAUCCCCACUUGCAGGAUAUCCCUCUGGUUUUGGUACACAGUAGAAUGAUGGUAAAUCCCAAAAUAGAGUGAGCAGACUAACCGCUCUAUGUAUCCAGCCUUUGUUGUAUCCCUACCAAGGAUUUCUUUUAGUUGGUUGUCCACAGUAGGUAAUAGGUCCAGAUGUCCGAUAAAAGUAUAAAAAUAAUUAAGUUCUAAAAAUAUAUUGCUAAAAGGCAGGUAGUGAGGUAGCCAAAAUACUUUAUUUUAACAGCAGCAUAAAAAAAAACCCACGUGUUUCUCCCCUUAGGGCUUUCUCAAGUGGCAAACAAAAAACACUUACCACUUGAGAAAGUCCUAAGGGGAGAAACGUGUUGUGGUUUUUAUGCUGUUAAAAUAAAGUAUUUUGGCUGCCUCACUACCUGCCUUUUAGCCAUAUAUUUUUAGAACUUAUUUAUUUUUAUACUUUUACCUGACAUCUGAUGGUAGUUCUGAUGACAAGUGUCCCUUUAAAUAGACCCUUAGCAAAAAUGCAGCAUUAUCAAAAGAUAGAGAUGCUUUAUAAAUACCUCUCCUGGUGCCAUUUCUGCACGGUAAUCCUUGUAGGAGGAAGACUGUCACCUGAGCUAUCCCUCCUGGGAUCCUCAAUCUUCCAGUAUUGAUCUCCUAGCAGAUAAAGCUCCCAGGAUCUGCAGAAUGUUGCGCAUUGUGCAAUUAUGUGCUCAUUAUGAGAAAAAAACAUCUAUACUUUCUUGUGCAUAUCUUUUGACUGUGAUAGUUUCACCAUUCUAGAACCACAAAAGUAAUCUUUUCAUAAAGCUUCCAUUGUUACAACAAACGUAUAAUCAACAGUGUCUCUCAAAUUUCAGCCAUGGUGUAAGUUAUACAGUACCACACCUCUCCCACUAUUAUCGCCAUUGUUUUGUUACUGAUUCCCCGCUCUUCUUUUAACAGGCCACCUUCUUCUGGCAACCUGCCUCGAAAACCUGGACGAUUGUUUACCUCUCCCAAUGCCUGA
This is a messenger RNA of Pelobates cultripes (western spadefoot toad), 25953 nucleotides long. The record is from the annotation of a GenBank genome assembly. NCBI's taxonomy places the organism in Eukaryota, Metazoa, Chordata, Amphibia, Anura, Pelobatidae.